This is a messenger RNA of Solanum verrucosum, 2181 nucleotides long. Its product is annotated as NAC domain-containing protein 17-like. The coding region runs from base 159 to 1616 and encodes 485 amino acids. Lineage: Eukaryota; Viridiplantae; Streptophyta; Magnoliopsida; Solanales; Solanaceae. The transcript has 3 exons. Gene Ontology annotation, molecular function: DNA binding. Gene Ontology annotation, biological process: regulation of DNA-templated transcription. The record is from RefSeq and is a predicted model, not a curated record.
AUCAUCCUGGCGGCUACUAUAUUUUUUCUCCUUUUUUGACUAAAUCACUUGUCCCAAUUCGGUUCCUAAUCCAUUUUUUCUCUCAAAUUCAUAUUUUUUGGAUACCCUUUUGCUUAUUGAAUCAUUUUGUGAUUGGAAUUUUUUUGAUUAGUGAAGAGAUGAAGAUGUUUGAGUUAUCUGAUUCGGAUUCAUUGGCUGGUUUUGCAUCAUCAAAGAAUGUUUUUCCACCGGGAUUUAGGUUUCAUCCGACUGACGAGGAACUUGUUCUGUACUAUUUGAAGAAGAAGAUCUGCCGGAAGAGGAUUCUGCUUGAUGCCAUUGCUGACACUGAUGUUUACAAAUGGGAACCGGAGGACUUGCCUGAUCUAUCUAAGUUGAAAACUGGGGACCGGCAGUGGUUCUUCUUUAGUCCCAGAGAUCGAAAGUAUCCUAAUGGAGCACGGGCAAACAGGGGAACGAAGCAUGGGCACUGGAAAGUUACCGGAAAGGAUCGAACUAUUACGUGCAACUCUCGUGCUGUUGGAGUUAAGAAGACCCUAGUCUUUUAUAAAGGCCGAGCACCAGUAGGUGAACGGACAGACUGGGUGAUGCAUGAGUAUACUAUGGAUGAAGAAGAGCUGAAAAAAUGUCAAAAUGCCCAGGACUACUAUGCGCUUUACAAGGUAUUUAAGAAGAGUGGCUCCGGGCCUAAGAAUGGUGAGCAGUAUGGUGCACCUUUUAGAGAAGAGGAGUGGGCUGAUGAUGACUGUCCAAGUGCCAAAGGCGUUGUCCAUCAGGAUGCUGCUCCUGUUGAUGGUGGACUCGAGGAGUUGUUGAACCCUGUGCUUAUGGAGCCACUUUCUGUAGAUUAUGAUUAUGCACUGGAGCAGCUUGUACAUGAGGAGGAUGCUCGAAGUACCUUGCUAGAUCAUUCGGCAAAGGAAGUUAAUUUUCCCCACCACAGUGCGGUGAUUGCCCCAGCAAAGGAAAGCUUUGACUUGACACAGUCAGGCACAUCACAGCUACAGUUACAUGAGGUAACAGAAGUCACAUCUGCUCCCAUUAUUUAUGAACAGCAGCUACAUGUGGUGGAAGAGGAUUUCCGUGAAGAUUUUCUGGAGAUGAAUGACCUCCUUGGUCCGGAGCCAAGCACUCAGAACUUUGAUAACUUGGAGCUGUAUGUUAAAAACUUUGAUGAGGCAGGACCAAGUGGUCAAAACUUUGAUAUGCCUGCUGGAAACUUCGAAGAUUUGCAAUUCGAUUUUUUAGAUGGGUUGUCAGAGUUUGACCUGUUUCAUGAUGCACCGUUGCUUGAUGAUAUAAGAACAACUGAAGUUGGGCAAAUUACUGAACCAUACAUGAACAACUUUGUGAAUGGUUCUGAAAACCCUGCUUCUACAACAUAUAUAAGCACUUUUCAGCAUGAAAUGACGAACAACCAGCUAAUGUAUUUGAAUGAGGGAGAACAGACUAGCAAUCAACUGUGGACACACGAUCAAAGGUUCAACAUCUUUAACCCCAGCGAGGCAAAUCAGUUGGUUGUUCCUCCAGCUACUUCAGAUGAUGGUAUAAGAAUAACCAUGUCAUCUUCAGCAUGGCGAGAACUCUAUUGCCCAAGUGGAAAUGGGGGAGUUUGAGCCAGCAAGAGCUCUGCUGCUGCUAAUAUAUUAGUGUUAGAUUUUUUUUUUCCUAAUUUUUUAAAGUUUUGGCAAUGUUUUAGGUGUUGUAUAUGAUAGUAUUUUGGCAAAUCAUCCUAUGGGCGCAAAUCAAAAUCAACUACCCAAUCAAGAUGAUGGUACACCAUCAUGGUUGACCUCUCAGUUGUGGGCCUUCGUGGAUUCUAUACCUACUUCUCCUGCUAUAGCUGCUGAAAGUCCAGUGGUUAAUAGUGCCUUUAAGCGCAUGUCUAGCUUUAGUAAGAUGAGAAUAAACUCCAGGAACAUGAAUGUUGUGGCAGCAGGUAAUACAGCAACUUCAAGAAGUUCGCGCCACUCUAAGAAUGGGCUUUUUUAUUUUUCUUUUCUUGGAAUACUGUGUGCAAUCUUAUGUGUGUUAGUAGGAACAUUUGUCGACAUCUUGAGGAGACUCAUAUACUCUUAAAUAUGCAAAGAAAAGUUGAUGUUCUAUCAUUUGGCAUCUUGCCAGAAUCAAUGAGAAGCAGAGCAUACAUUCUAUGAGUAAAACAAAAUCUACUUAUAAGUA